AUGAAAUAUGUACAAUUAUGCAUGAUUAUAAUUUUGUUUGAUAGCCUACAAAAUCAGCAUAGAUUAUUCAAUGUAGACGCAGAUGUUAUAUCUGUUACACCAUGCGCUGAAUGCUUCAAUUGUACAACAUUUAACGAGUGUAAUUAUACACAAUGGAUAUAUUUUUCUGGAGCUCCUGCUCUUACAUUUAUCUAUUUACAUAAGUUACAAACAUUGACUACAAAUUCUUGUUUAUUAGAAUGUCAAAACAAUUUACAAUGUUAUUCAUUUACAACUAAACCU
This is a messenger RNA of Schistosoma turkestanicum, 282 nucleotides long. Lineage: Eukaryota; Metazoa; Platyhelminthes; Trematoda; Strigeidida; Schistosomatidae. The record is from the annotation of a GenBank genome assembly.